This is a messenger RNA of Cylicocyclus nassatus, 531 nucleotides long. Lineage: Eukaryota; Metazoa; Nematoda; Chromadorea; Rhabditida; Strongylidae. The record is from the annotation of a GenBank genome assembly.
AUGUCGCUGCACAAUAUGUGCUUUAUGAUUCCUGCUACCCUACUACACGACACAUAUUCCAAAGGUGACUCGAGCUACAGUAUCAUAAUGACAGCACUUUCUGGAUGCAUUUGGUAUAUUGAAGUAGUCCACAUUGGUCUGAUGGCAAUCAACAGAUUUCUUUCUACUCAUUACCCGAUGCACUAUGCCUUGCUUUUCUCUAGCGAAAACACCCUUUUUCUAUUGUUUCUUUGUUAUGUUGUUGGAAUUGCUGUCUCUAUCCCUAUGCUUACACCAUGCUGCUAUAUCUUAUGGGAUUCGUAUAAUUACACAUCAAUCCCAGAAAACCCGCAGACAUGGUACAUGUCCUUGGAUCUAUGCUUGAAUAUUGUAGUUCUUACUAUUACUAUCAUCUCCUAUACUGCAGUACUGCGGAAAGUUUACACAAUUCGACGCUCUUCUGAGCGUUUCCUGAGCAGCAGAAGGUCCAAUUUUCAGACGGGCAAAGAGGUACGACUGCUUGCGCAGGUGAUUAGCUUCAAGAGUUCUUAG